Cuculus canorus (common cuckoo) is the source of this 1235-nucleotide messenger RNA. It is a transcript of the gene MRI1, whose product is annotated as methylthioribose-1-phosphate isomerase 1. The transcript is spliced from 6 exons. Lineage: Eukaryota; Metazoa; Chordata; Aves; Cuculiformes; Cuculidae. The record is from RefSeq and is a predicted model, not a curated record. Gene Ontology annotation, molecular function: S-methyl-5-thioribose-1-phosphate isomerase activity. Bases 1 to 1224 code for a protein of 407 amino acids.
AUGGGGUGCAGCCCCCCCCGCCCUGGUACUGGGGCUCCCAGUUUGUCCCCUGCACUGGGACACUGGGCUUCCCCCCGGAUCGGGAUUGGCGCCUCCUGCUCUGACGGAAGAGGAAGUGCCGGAGCGACUUCCGGCACAGCCAUGGCUCUGGACGCCCUCCGGUACCGGCGCGGCUCCCUCGCCAUCGUCAACCAACUGCUGCUGCCGGAGCAGAUCCGUUACGAGAGCGUGGACGGCGUGGAGCGCGCGCGGCAGGCCAUCCGCGACAUGGAGGUGCGCGGCGCGCCGGCCAUUGCACUGGUGGGGUGCCUGGCGCUGGCGCUGGAGCUGCAGGCGGGCGCGGGGCCGGACGAGGACGCGGCCGCGCUCGGAGCCUUCGUGGACGAGCGGCUGCGGCUGCUGGAGUCGGCGCGGCCAACGGCCGCCAACAUGAGCCACCAGGCCCAGCGCCUGCGCGGCCUCAUCCGGCAGUGCCUGCAGAGCCCUGGCAUCACCGCCGCCACGCUGCGCGAGAGUGUGAUCGUGGCGGCCGAGGCGCUGCUGGAGCGCGAGCGGGCGCAGAACCGGAGUCUGGGGGCGCACGGAGCGCGGCACCUCCUGGCGCGCGUCCCCGGCGGCGGCGUCACCGUCCUCACCCACUGCAACACGGGCGGACUCGCCACCGCCGGCUACGGCACCGCCCUCGGGGUGGUGUGGGCGCUGCACGCCGAGGGACGCCUGUCGCGCGUCUUCUGCACGGAGACGCGGCCGUUCCACCAGGGCGGACGGCUGACGGCGCUGGAGCUGCGGCACCAGGGGCUCCCGGCCACCCUCAUCACCGACAGCGCAGCCGCCGCCGCCAUGCGCCUGCGCGGCAUCCAGGCCGUUGUGGUGGGCGCCGACCGCGUGGCCGCCAACGGGGACACGGCCAACAAGAUCGGCACCUACCAGCUGGCGGUGGCCGCGCGGCACCACGGCGUCCCCUUCUACGUGGCCGCCCCCAGCUCGUCCUGCGACCCGGCCCUGCCCGACGGCAACGCCAUCCCCAUCGAGGAGCGCCCGGCACGCGAGCUCACCCACCUCCGUGGCCUCUGCCUCGCGCCCCCCGACAUCGACGUGUGGAACCCGGCCUUCGACGUCACCCCCCACGAGCUCAUCACGGGCGGCAUCAUCACCGAGUUCGGGGUGUUCGCGCCCGGGGAGCUGCGCCAGGCUCUGGCCGAGCACGCGGCCCCGGACCAAUAAAGGCCUUUAUG